AGAGAGAGAGAGAGAGAGAGAGAGAGAGAGAGAUGCGGAAGAGAAAGGGGCGAUCGGAGAAGGCGGAAACCCUAGCCGCCGCCGGAGGAUCGGCGGAGAUCGGAGAAGAAGGAGGAGGAGGAGGAGGAGGGAAAGGAGAUGGAGAUGGGAAGUUCUUCGCUUGCUACCUCUUGGCCUCCCUCAGCCCUCGCCACAAAGGCCACACCUACAUCGGAUUCACGGUGAACCCUAGGCGGCGGAUCAGGCAGCACAACGGGGAACUGAUGUGCGGGGCGUGGAGGACCAAGAGGAAGCGGCCCUGGGAAAUGGUCUUCUGCAUCUACGGCUUCCCCUCCCAUGUCUCCGCUCUUCAGUUCGAAUGGGCCUGGCAGCAUCCGAGAGAAUCCUUGGCCGUAAGGACGGCAGCCUCGGAAUUCAAAUCCCUGUCUGGGAUAGGCAACAAGAUCAAACUGGCAUACACAAUGCUUAAUCUCCCAUCUUGGCAAAGUUUCAAAAUCAGAGUGAAUUAUUUUUCAACAAAAUACACAAAGCAUUCUGCUGGUUGCCCGAGUUUGCCCGAGCACAUGAAGGUUCAGAUUUGCCCCAUGGAUGAGCUCCCGUGCUAUUCUGAUGGAAUUGCAGUUUCGAUGCCAGACGAUGAAUGGGAAGGUGAGGCGGAGGUAGAUGACAAGGAUUGUAAUGCUCACAGAUUGGAGGAGCAGUUGGUAAGAGAUGAAACGAUUAAUAAUCUGCGCAACGAUGAACCAUGGGUACACCGGCCCAUUUAUGGAGAAGAUUAUGGUGCCGGCUUUUUGCCAGUUGGAGUACAAUCUUCAGUCAACCCCAGCUCUUUUUCCUCAGAUGAAGGGAGGAGUGCCAAGUUAAACAACCAGUUAGAAGAAAAAUUGCCUGAGACAGCGUCGACUGCUAAUAACAGCCAAGAGACCAGUAGAUGUAUUGCGUCUGAGGAAAUUGAGAUCAUAGAACUGUUCACCCCAUCGCCGAAUUGCACAUCUUCUUCGGGUAAGAGGAGAAGGGUUUCUACCAUUUGUCCUGAAAUUAUUGACUUGACUCAGUCUCCCAUUUUUGUCUAAUUAUAGAGCGUAGGAUGCUGUAGUUUAACUUCAGAAUAAUGAUGGAAUCAUCUGUAAUAAGGAAGUGCUUCCAAUUGUGCUUUAAUAAACGUAUGCGAAGUAGAUCGCUUCUGGCGAUCAGGUUCCUGUAAA
This is a messenger RNA of Syzygium oleosum, 1205 nucleotides long. RefSeq lists its product as uncharacterized. Gene Ontology annotation, biological process: double-strand break repair via homologous recombination. Gene Ontology annotation, cellular component: Slx1-Slx4 complex. Gene Ontology annotation, molecular function: crossover junction DNA endonuclease activity; 5'-flap endonuclease activity. The record is from RefSeq and is a predicted model, not a curated record. Lineage: Eukaryota; Viridiplantae; Streptophyta; Magnoliopsida; Myrtales; Myrtaceae. Bases 33 to 1073 code for a protein of 346 amino acids. The transcript is spliced from 4 exons.